AUGUCUCUCUACUACGACGCCGCCACGGUUCUUACGACAGCAACGCAAGAUGGGUCCCUCACGUCGCGGAUCUAUAGCAAUAAGCUCGGGCUCAGGUCUAAACCCGCGCACGUCUAUGCCCUGAUCUCUGAGACGGCAAAGUACGACCAGUUUCUCAAGGAGGUCAUAGACAAUGCGGGUCUGUUGGCCCAAGAAUCAAAGUUGACUCCCAUUCUUUCCUUGCUCCUGGUUCAUGACCACAUCUUCGCCAAAAAUGGCAUCGAAGCAUCUCCUGUCCAUCCUCUCCGUCAAGCGAUCGAGAGGCAUAAAGCCCGGCUACAGGGCGAGUCUACCAAAGCGCGGUUGCGGAGGAGGUGUGCCUCGAUGGAUGAGCUGAAGAGGCUUCUGUUGGCUAGAAAGCCCUCAGCACAGCGAGCGCAGCCACGGUGGGUUAGAGUCAACACGCUAAAUUCCAGCCUUGAGCAGGAACUUGCUACAACCUUCCAUGGGUACAGAACGGACGCAGAAAUUGCAGAAGUUGUAGGUUCACCAGGAGCUGAGAAGGUGUUGACGAUUGAUCGUAACGUGCCGGACCUGGUCGCUUUGCCUCCUGAUGCAGUCGUGACGAAGAUACAAUCUUACAGAGCUGGGAGGUUGAUUCUCCAAGAUAAAGCUUCUUGCUUCCCUGCAUACAUGUUGGUCGGAGACGCCGGCGGAAUUGCCUCAGUUGGUGAGUGCAUCGACGGCUGUGCAGCGCCAGGGAACAAGACCUCUCACCUCGCGGCUUUGCUUGCGCACGGCAGGAAGACGAAGAACAAGAUCUAUGCAUGUGAGCGGGAUAGAGCUCGGUCGAACACCCUGCAGACGAUGAUGCAGAGGAGUGGAGCAGAUACUGUGACCGUGAAGGCAGGCUGUGACUUCCUAACACUUAAUCCGCACGAUGAGAAGUACAAUAAGGUGACGCAUUUACUCCUUGAUCCGAGCUGCUCUGGAAGCGGCAUCAUUGGGCGUGAAGACAUUCCCACAUUGGCUCUACCCGACAACCCCAGAACUCACCAGUCAGAAGUCAACAAAGGGCUGAAACCCACGAGAAAGAGAAAAAGAGACCAUGUCGGUUCAACACCUGACGAGACCACGACAGAAGGACUCAACCAAGCCGAAGAGAGGAGAGAAGUCAUAGUCGACAAGACAAGGCUGCAGAAGCUAUCGAACCUCCAAACCCGAAUCGUCGAGCAUGCUCUUGGUUUCCGGGCAGCCGUUCGAGUCACAUACUCGACUUGUUCUGUUCAUGUGGAAGAAAAUGAAGCCGUUGUGGCUCGGAUUCUAGCGUCCCAAGUGGCGAAGGAGCAGGGGUGGCGCUUGUUGCGACGGGAAGAUCAAGUGUCUGGUUUGAGCAUGUGGCCGCAUCGAGGUGUUUCCAGGUCAGAAAUGAUGGCAAGCGAGGCAAAAACAGAUGGGCGGAUUUUGACCGACGAGGAGCUCGAAGCCUGUAUUCGCUGUCAUCCUGGGGACAUGGAAGGAACCAUGGGGUUCUUCGUAUGCUGCUUUGUUCGCUCAGCACCUAAAGGAGUAGACUCGGACGAUGCGACUCCAUCUGACAACGAAAGCUGGGAGGGUUUCACCGACUAG
Messenger RNA from Cladophialophora yegresii CBS 114405, 1608 nucleotides. RefSeq lists its product as uncharacterized. The record is from RefSeq and is a predicted model, not a curated record. The coding region runs from base 1 to 1608 and encodes 535 amino acids. Gene Ontology annotation, cellular component: nucleolus. Gene Ontology annotation, molecular function: methyltransferase activity. NCBI's taxonomy places the organism in Eukaryota, Fungi, Ascomycota, Eurotiomycetes, Chaetothyriales, Herpotrichiellaceae. The transcript is spliced from 2 exons. Gene Ontology annotation, biological process: rRNA base methylation.